Molecule: messenger RNA, 717 nt
Organism: Yarrowia lipolytica CLIB122
Lineage: Eukaryota; Fungi; Ascomycota; Dipodascomycetes; Dipodascales
Source: RefSeq, a predicted model, not a curated record
AUGGACCACGUUACCAAAGCAAUUGACGAACUGAAUGUUGGAGACCAGACGGCGGGCUCCAAAGACACUCUAGUUGAGGUGAAGGACGGGGAGAAGGGUGAGCAGGACAAGGAGGGCGGACCUGGAGAGACCAGAGAGGCUGAGACUGGAGAGGCUGAGACUGGAGAGACUGAGACUGGAGAGACAGAGACUGGAGAGACAGAGACUGAAAAGGACACCGCUGGUGAAAUCAUCGAUUUGGUAUGUCCUCCAGACCUCGAUAUAGGCUUCAAAGUGCCCUAUGAUGACGAAUACACCAGUCCCUACAUCAGUCUCGGAUCUGGAUAUCAAAAGUCGUACGAUCGCUGCUUGGAAUUGGACGAAAUUGUUAUUCCGUGCGAAUACAUCUCCACAAACACGGACGACAACAAGUUUGUCACUCUGUGGCUGGAUUACCCUCUGGAUGACGAGUACAGCUUCAAAAUCUACCCUGAAGACGCGUCCAAGGGGUUCACUCGGGGCCAUUUGAUCAGAGAAAUCAAGCGUACCUACGAUAAGCUGUAUGCUGAGGAAGAAGAAACCAGUUCUCUUCCGGUGGAGAACAUUCCCGGCAUGCUUAACAGAGCCACCACUGAUGGCAACUAUGGGGUGUGGGGUCAUGCCCUGGACGACCUGGUGCUUCAUACCAUUUCGUACAAUUACGCCAAAAACGAAAUUUGGUUGGGAAUUGACAGUUAG